This is a messenger RNA of Vicugna pacos (alpaca), 828 nucleotides long. Lineage: Eukaryota; Metazoa; Chordata; Mammalia; Artiodactyla; Camelidae. The record is from RefSeq and is a predicted model, not a curated record.
GGUCGUGUCUACACAGCCCAGUGCUUCCCCGCCCCCGUCCCCUUCCUGGAAGCCCAGCUGUUGCGUCGCCACUUGCAGGUGUCGGUUGCCCCGCCCCUCGUCCCUCCGCCCUUAAAGGGGUCGCGUCUCCCGAGGCCUCCGGGGGCAAAGACAGCGGCGCAGCGUGACCCGCACACCCGUGAGGGCUCCGUGGCCGCCGUGCCGGAGGUGCUCAGAGGAUUUUUCCAGACCCGGGAAGGGGGCUGGGCCACACCCCGGAGGAGCUGCUUCACUCCCAGGUUUCCCGUCCGCCCUACCUCCACGAUGACAGCCCGCAUCCUCCUGCUGAUGCUCCUCGCUUCCUCCAUCCUGGGGGACCCGGACUCCACGGGCAGGCGGCCCCAGCACCAAGUCCUGCAGCGGCGCGGGCGUCUCUGUUCCCUGGGCACGUGUCAAAUGCACCGCCUGCCAGAGUUGAUAUACUGGCUUCGCUCUGCCUCCACCAAGGAGGUCUCGGGGAAGGCUGGCCGCAAGCCCCAGGACCCUCACAGCUACGGGCGCCGCCGGCGGCGCGCGGCCAAAGUCCUGCUAAAUCUCCAGGAUUCCGGUUUGCAACAAGGAGGCCAGCGCAGUGCCCAGCUCGCUAGGUGAUGUUGGACAUUUCUCUGCACCUCCCCUGGCCUCGGUUUAUCCAUCUGUGUAUUGGGGCCACGAUCCCAAGUUUCUUUUCCCCUAACUCCACCUCCUGAGCUCUCUCUAGGCUGCGCUGGACCCCUGGGCACAUCGGACCCACCAUGGACAAAGAAUAUUAACGUCCAGAACUAAAUAAAGCGGGAGUUACAUGUUUCA